AUGGCCACGAUAACGCAACAAGAACAGGUUCUGACCGAGUCUUAUGAGCUCGGCGGCUCUUCAAAGCAAACUCCCAUUUUGGAGGAUGCGUCAAGGGAGGAGACCCUCGAGAAGGAGAAGCUUGACACCGCAACACUGUUCAAGCUUGUUGCCGCCGGUUUCGCGUUUUUUGUCUCUGGAAUAAACGAUGGCAGCGUCGGUCCACUUCUGCCGUACAUGCUUCGUGACUAUGACAUCAGCACUGCCGUCGUAUCUAUCAUAUAUGGUGCAAAUUUCUUCGGUUGGUUUCUUGCUGCACUCACAAACACCCAUCUUCGCGAGCUUUUCGACCUAGGUGGCCUCCUCGCCUUUGGCGCCGUCUUCCAACUUCUCGCGCACGCUCUUCGUGUCUGGAAACCGCCUUUUCCGUUCUUCGCCGUAACAUUUGGGCUCGUUUGUCUCGGCCAAGCGUAUCAAGAUGCUGGGUGCAAUGCUUAUGUCGCCAGUGUCAAAGCGGCCCACCGCUGGCUUGCAUUAAUCCAUGCCCUUUACAUGGCUGGAUGUCUUGUCGCCCCCUUCGUCGCCACACCAAUCGCCUCAGCCGGAGAAACAUCACGGUGGUACCUUUUUUACAGCUUUCCUGUAGGUAUCUGCGCGUUCAACUUGGCGUUGACCUGCUAUGCUUUUCGAGACACAAUCAGGUUUGGACGGAGGCACAAACCUUCAACCGACCAGUCGGGAGCGCCAUCGAGCACAAAUGUCGAAGAGAAGCAAAGCCCGUCACAGCUCAUCAAGAAGGCAUUGUCUACAAAAUCUCUGUGGGCCAUAAGCCUCUUCUUCUUCUUUUUCCUCGGGGCCUCCAUCACGGCUAGUGGUUGGAUAGUGGAAUAUCUUGUAGAUAUUCGCAAGGGGAACGUUAGCCAGAUGGGAUACGUCCCUGCUGGGUUCAAUGGUGGUGCCAUGGUAGGACGCCUUGUCCUAGCUGAACCAACUUAUCGCCUUGGAGAGCGACGUAUGGUACUGCUCUACGUUGUUCUGUGCAUUGCGUUUCAACUUGUUUUCUGGCUUGUGCCCAACAUAAUUGCUGCAUCUGUCGCCAUUUGCUUUUUUGGUUUUUUCUCUGGACCUUUCUUUGCGACUGGCAUUUCUGUUGGCUCGAGGCUCUUCCCUCCAGAGGUUCAGUCGACAGCUCUUUCUUUCGUGUUCGUCUUUGGACAAGUGGGUGGCUCGCUGUUUCCCGUUAUUACUGGCGUCAUUGCAUCUCGCAUUGGGGUCAGCGUGCUACAGCCUGUUCUUGUAGCCCUCCUUGCUGGAACAGGCAUCAGCUGGCUACUGGUACCCAAACCAAAGGAAUCUAGCAAUAAUGCUCUUCACCAGGAAUAG
Molecule: messenger RNA, 1362 nt
Organism: Colletotrichum truncatum
Lineage: Eukaryota; Fungi; Ascomycota; Sordariomycetes; Glomerellales; Glomerellaceae
Product: glucose and galactose transporter
Biological process (GO): transmembrane transport
Cellular component (GO): membrane
Molecular function (GO): transmembrane transporter activity
Source: RefSeq, a predicted model, not a curated record